AUGAUUAGAUCAAGACUAUCGGAUGGCGAGCUGACCGCACUGGCGGCUCGCAUCCAACGGGAUUACGGCUACGACAAAGCCAGCGGACGGCUCGUCAACGCCAAGACUGGCAGGCUGAUUGACCACAUCAACGGCAACGGCAUGGACAACCGCAUCGAGAACCUGCGCGAGGUGACGCAAUCGGAGAAUAUGCGGAACAUGGUUUAUCCGUGGAAGGCUAACGCCGACACUGAAUUGGCUUUAGAGAAGAUCAAGGCUUUUGAAGGUUGCCGACUCCAGGCUUAUCAGGACGCGGCAGAGGUAUGGACUAUUGGCUACGGCCACACGAAGAAAGUGAAGCCGGGCGACAAGAUUUCGCAGUACUGGGCUGACGAGUACUUAAAAGAGGACAUCGAGGAGGUGGAGGCGCAGAUUGAGGAGCUCGGCCUGACGCUGAGCCAGCCGCAGCUGGACGCGCUGGUGUCGUUCGUGUUCAACGUCGGCAUCGGCAACCUCCGGCGUUCGACGCUGCUAAAGUGGAUUCGCGACGGACGCAACGAGAACGACAUCAAGCGUGAGUGGCGUCGGUGGGUCUAUGCGGGCAAUCCUCCGCGCACGCUGCCCGGACUCAUCAAGCGCCGCGAGUGGGAAAGUAUCAGAUAUUUCAGUGGCUUGACGCGCGAACAAAGGCGCGAGGUGUUGUCGGAAGUAGACCAGUACGUGAAGCUGCUGGAGAGCAACCAACGACUGCCGCGUAUGCUUUGCCUGAAGUACGCCCUGUGUACGUCGAUAGUGUUCGACUAUCUCUACCGUGCCGGUCAGCUGUCGUCGACCAAGGACGGCUUCGACCCCGAAAUCCGUAAGCGUAUCACCGAUGUCAUCAUUUCGUUAGCCAAUGAGCAUGAUGCAGACUGA
Molecule: messenger RNA, 894 nt
Organism: Haemonchus placei
Lineage: Eukaryota; Metazoa; Nematoda; Chromadorea; Rhabditida; Trichostrongylidae
Source: the annotation of a GenBank genome assembly